CUCGCCGGGGCUGGCGGCGGCGCCAUUUUGAAUUGGCUGAGGGUCGGUCGGAGGCGAGGGCUGCCGAGCAGGGUUCCGCGUCCCCCGAGGGAGAACCCGCGAGGAAGGAGCGGAUAUGGCCGCGAAUAGGAACUUGAAGCAAGUGCGGAUCGAAAACAGCUCCCCAGCGGUGCCGCUGGGCAUGGUGGGGGGCGGCGGCGGUGGCAACCUGAAAGGAUUGCGCGGCCUAGAAGCGGAGAGUGAGGCGGCGGCGGCCAUGGCUCUGGUGCCGAGCAAAGAAGGCGGCGGAGAUGAGGAGCAGGAGGUUGGUUUCACCAUCGAUAUCAAGAGCUUUCUCAAACCUGGCGAGAAGAGCUACACGCAGCGUUGCCGGCUGUUCGUGGGGAAUCUGCCUACUGAUAUCACCGAGGAGGAUUUCAAGCGCCUUUUCGAGCGCUACGGGGAGCCCAGCGAGGUCUUCAUCAAUCGGGACCGUGGCUUCGGCUUCAUCCGCCUGGAAUCUAGGACCUUGGCUGAAAUAGCAAAGGCAGAACUCGAUGGUACUAUUUUGAAGAGCAGACCACUUCGAAUUCGAUUUGCUACCCAUGGAGCUGCCUUAACCGUGAAGAAUCUUUCGCCCGUGGUUUCCAAUGAGCUGCUGGAACAAGCAUUCUCGCAAUUCGGGCCAGUGGAAAGAGCGGUUGUUGUAGUAGAUGAUCGCGGCAGAGCUACAGGGAAAGGUUUUGUAGAGUUUGCUGCAAAACCUCCGGCACGGAAAGCUCUAGAAAGAUGCAGUGAUGGGGCAUUCUUGCUUACAACAACACCUCGACCUGUUGUUGUAGAACCAAUGGAGCAAUUUGAUGAUGAGGAUGGACUCCCUGAAAAGCUAAUGCAAAAAACACAACAGUACCACAAGGAAAGAGAACAGCCUCCACGCUUUGCUCAGCCUGGAACAUUUGAGUUUGAGUAUGCUUCACGGUGGAAGGCUCUUGAUGAGAUGGAAAAGCAGCAGCGCGAACAGGUUGACAGGAACAUUAGAGAAGCCAAAGAGAAACUUGAGGCAGAAAUGGAAGCAGCUAGACAUGAGCAUCAGCUAAUGCUGAUGAGACAAGAUCUCAUGCGUCGUCAGGAAGAAUUGAGGCGCUUGGAAGAACUUCGAAACCAAGAACUUCAAAAACGCAAGCAGAUACAGCUGAGACAUGAGGAAGAGCACAGACGUCGGGAAGAAGAGAUGCUGCGCCAGAGGGAACAGGAGGAAUUACGACGACAGCAGGAGGGAGGAUUUAAGCCAAAUUUCAUGGACAAUAGAGAACAGGAAAUGAGAAUGGGUGAUAUGGGUCCUCGUGGAGCAAUAAACAUGGGAGAUGCGUUUAGCCCAGCACCUGCUGGUAACCAAGGCCCUCCUCCAAUGAUGGGUAUGAAUAUGAACAACAGAGGAACUUUACCUGGCCCUGCAAUGGGUCCUGGUCCUUCCAUGGGACCAGAAGGAGCUGCAAAUAUGGGAACACCAAUGAUGCCAGAUAAUGGAACAGUGCAUAAUGAGAGAUUCCCUCAAGGAGGCCCAUCCCAGAUGGGUUCACCUCUGGUUAGUAGAACGGGCUCUGAGACUCCUCAGCCUCCAAUGAGUGGUGUAGGUGCCGUGAGUGGUGGACCUGGUGGCUUUGGUAGAGGAAACCCAGGGGGCAACUUUGAAGGACCUAACAAGCGUCGCAGAUACUAAACCUUAAUUCAUUCCUUACUGUUUUAGAAAUUCCAGUAAAAUUAUACAGUGAUAUGCCUUUAUAAUUUUAGCUGUUAUCUGGAAAUGGUUCUAUUGUUAUUGUAGUCUUUAAAACAGUUUCUUUUGUAAAACUUUUUUUGUAUUCAGUCAUAGGCUUUGUAGGAUAGAGCAGAAACGAUGCGGAUCAUUAUGUAAGGCAAUGUGUUUGUGACUAGCAAAAUGCAAUGUGUGACUAUGCUGUAAAACGUGCAGUUAUCUGAUUACAAUAAAACAAAAAUCACUGGAAAGGAUUUUGGGAAUGUUAUUACUAAUACUAAGUAAGAAUAAUUUUAUGCUUAAUUAUAAGUGGCAUCAUUUUCAUUUUUACAUAGUUUCUACUAUGUGUCAAGAAAGUUCCAUUCUUAGUAGUGUUUAGCUGAAUUCCAUGGUGCAGUACAUACUAUGGAAUACUUAAAACACAACUGCUUUUGUUUUGACUUUCAAAGAGCAUAAGAUUUUAUACAAAGUGUUCUCAAAGAUGGUGUGUCCUUGCAUCUCAAUCCACCAUUGCAAACUUAGUCACGGUAGGCUUGUAAACAGAGGUAGGCUUAUAAAACAGAGGUUAUCUUUCAGAUAAAUUAUUAGAAACUUUAACUUGGGAGGGAAAAAACCAAAAAAGGAAUUAAAAAAAAAGGAAUCUUUAUGUGUGUUGUAUUCAUAACAGUAUGAGUGAAUUUACCUAAACCGCAUUUAUUGAGGAGAAAAGUGGUUGUGACAUCUGUGUGUUCUGUUCUCUCCAUUGCAAGCAAGGAGACAUUUCUGUACACUGGUCAAAAGCUUUCUUCUGUGUUUGCACAUCAUAAUUAAUAAGUAUACAUUUUCCCUAGUGGUUGGUUUUAAUAAAAACGUGUCUGUUAUCAAUGAGUAGCUGUUUAAUUAGGAAGCAAAUACAUGUUUUCCAGCGAAAAUAAGUGUUCAGUUAUAGUUGAGUAAUAUGCAUUUGGAAGGACUGCACACAAGUAUUCUUUGGAAAGGUUUUACAGAACAAGGAAUUUGGAAAAUCCCAUUUAGAGCACAACUCAGGGUAGAUUUGCUGAUUGAGUUUUAAGAUAAAACUGGUAGUAAAGCUAUUAGGAAGCUUAUUAUGAUUUUGUUUUGUCAGUCUUGGAAGAUGAUGGAAAAGACCUAUUGGUUCUAUUCCUGUGAUGGCAAAUAAGUAGGGAUAUUCGUUGGUUACUAUUGCUCUUUUUCCUGUGCAAAAUAGUUAUAAAAUAGUAGUGAUCUUUUUUAUCAGUUCACGUACAUUUUCAGAGGUAGACAAAACUAAAUUUUAUCUGUAUGAAUUGUGAUGCUAUAUUGGUUAAAAACUGAUUUGAAAUAACCUGGUGCCCUAUUAACAUCCAGAUGGCAUAUACAUAGCUCAGCAUGGGAUACAAGCAGCAGAGAGGGCUUGUGUGUUACUUGUUAAUGUGGCAGUGAUUGGCUUGGUGGAUUGAAUUUUGAGCAAAUGGUUAACAAGAAAAUUGUCAUAUUGCUGGCAUUUUGGAAAUACACUGUUACUUAAAGUGCCUAUGUAUAUGUCUUAAGAUACUGUUUUCAUGCAAUUCAGGAGUUACCUUGGUUAAACUAAGUAUGUAGGUCCUCACUUGGGACAUCUGCACCUGCUAAGCAUUUUCCUUUAUAUUGUCUUUAAUGUUGCCAUUUUUUGCUUGACUUAACACAUGCCACACUUUGUAAUACAAUACUGAGUUACCUUUAGUCUGGAAUACUCUUUCCCCUUGGUAUAUGUGUCACAUUAUAGCACUCAUUCUUAAAGUAAACCUAAACCAAAGUGCAAAUGGUUUUCCUUUACACACUGGUCCUAAACCUCAAGACUUGGGAAAGUUACUGUUUUUUCACUGCUAUAAACUAGUGCUUGCAUAUGGCAAGUAGUUAAACUCUCUGCUCUAGUGUUCUUUAUGCAGUUGAAAAUGCACUUUACAUUGGUAUCUAGUAAGGCAUCUAAAUAUGAGAUUACUUUUUUCCUAAUAUUUUCUGCCCUUAUAUGUGACUUUUUUUAGGGGAUUGAGGAAGUAUUGGUGAAUUAGUAGUUCUCAACUGUAAAGUUGUACAGUGAACAUGUUUUAAGUACAAAUUAAAUUGAAUUCAACAGGUUAGUUCAUUUUCUUCAAAGGAAAAGGCUGUGUUGUUCAGGCCUUUUAGCUAGCUCCUGUAUAUUUGUUUAGCUAUGUAAACCCUCCUCCUUAUAAUAUCUGAGUAUGUUGCAGAAGAACAUUAAAUACACUUCAGAAUGAAUCUUGAGAAGUUGUUAAUACUUUCUGUGCCAGCUUCAUGCUAUUUUAAGUGCAUGUUUGUUGCACUGUGGUUUUGGUAGCAAGUGGAAAUAUGCAAGUAUUUGAAAAUUAUUUUAGGUUUUAUUCAACAUUAGUGAUUGUUGUUCCACAAUUGUGACCUGCCCUUCCUGUAAACCUCUGACUUGGAUGGCUCUGCAGCAUGGUAGCAGUGUAUUUGUCAGCUGUCCUUACUGCAGAAAAUAAUUUAAUUUAACUAUUUUUAAAUGUCUGUGAACCAAGUCCUAACAAAUAAAUACUGAAAUGUAUUUUUGGGCAGAUUGUAAAGAGUUAAUGAAGAAUUCCUUUUGUAGUUGAUGACAUGCUGCUAUGUUCAUCUCUUAAAAGUUUUCUUUGGGCUGCUUGGCUUAACUCUAAAGGCAGUGCUUCUCAUUUUGCCAAAUGUGGUAGUAACUGAUCCUAGCUAUACAAUAAACACCUAAUUUUAUUGAAAAAGGAAUGGUCACAAAUUGUUUCUUUAAAAUGUGUAGAUGUGGCUAACCAGUGUUUUUGCGUGAAGGUUCUGCCCUUCAGCUAAAGUGAUUAAUUUUUCUUGAUCCUCGUCUGGUGGAGCAGUUUAUCAUUUUUUCUGUGUACACAGGUACUCAAGUUUUUAACUACAUUUGCACUGUUUGAAGUCCUGACACUCUGCUAUAUGCUAUGCUAAAACAACUAGGCUUGGAAUAUGUAUGAAUCUGCCAACUACAGUGCACUUACUUUUAUAAUGUACUUACUGAGCUUUUACAUUAUUCCUGAAGUUUCAUAUUCCUAAACUACCUAAUUUUCCAGUGAGAUACAAUUUUGGUACUUAAAGCUUUACUAUUCCAUUUAAGUUAUACACUGUUCUGACCAAUGUGCUUAUUAGAUAAAGCACACUGAUGUCUUGGGAAACUUGGCAAUCCUAAUAUACUUUACUGUAUUAAUUUCCUAAGAAAAUCACUAACUACUCUGGAUUACCUAGAAAGAAAAUUCCUGGUGUGCAGUUGUUUUAUUUGUUGUCCACAUUUUUUUAUGCAGUUGUACAUCAAUAUAUAAGCAGGAGAUUCAUACUAGAAUAAAAUUUAAAAUAGAUGGUAAGAAGACAGUAUGAGCCAAAUAAUUAAUUUAAUUUUAAGCAUAAGCUAGUAGGAUUUUAUAGUAUGCAUUUAUUGAGGAUCAUUCUGAUAUAAAGUAUGCUGCCAUAUUCACCAAAUUCAUUUCCCUGUUUUCCACUCUUGAUUUCAGAUACAAAAUAAUUUGUAAUUACAAAUGCUUUGAAAGGUACUAGAAACACAAUGACAUUGAUGAACUGUCUUGCUAAACACAGUGCAAUCUCCCUUAAGAUAACUUGGCUCAAAAAUGCUGAAAUAACCAAUCUAAAGGCAGAUUCUCAAAUAAAAACCAAAACCCCCUAGGCCUUUUGAAGGCAAAAAAUAUGCUUGGAGGUGAGAUGUUCAGCAAUUAACUGGUGUGCACUGGUGGCAUGAAGUUCAUUUUACUUAAGUAUGUUGCAGAAACAAAUUUUUUUGUGUACUUCCUAAUUUAUCUAUUUUUUUAUGAAAAGUUGAUGUUUUUUAUCAUGAUUUUUCCCUUCCUAAGUCAAACUAAAGCAUAAUGGAACUACUAAGUUAGCACAGAAUGCAGGGUAGCAACUAGAGUCAGUUUAUGUUGGACCACAGAUAUGAAGGGGUUCUAAAUCCCAUUCCUGAGACUUGAAGUGUUGUAUAUCCAGUAGUUUUAGAGUCUGCAUGCAGCAUCUUUUAUUAGUUUGUGCUUGGGGCCAGGAGUGGGGGACUUCAGAGAGCGCAUACUUCCAAUGCAAUCUAAUUGUCUUCUCAGGAGCGCUCGAAUGAUUAAUACGGGCACUGUGCUGUUAUUAAGAUGCUCAUCUAGGAGUUUGGUGCUUUCCAUGGGCUGUUAACUGACUCCUAGCAUGAGGGAAUAUUGGUCCAAACUUUCCUGACUAAUCAGUGGUAAGGAGGGAGUGAGUGUGUCCUAUGAGAAAUGCAGAGGUUGGACAUUACUACUUUAGAUUAUUCGCUAUUCAGUGCUGAUUUGGUGGCAAAUGUUGAACGGUAGUAACCUGAAAGCAUUUACUUUCUUAAACAUUAACUUACUGAAAUGUAAGAACUUAGUAACAGUAAAAGGAUUGACUGAAAACUUGGAAUACCUAAUGUCAGGUAUAAUUUUUUCCAUUUGAUUGUUUUUAAGUUACCUUUUAUUUCCUUUCCAGAUAUACUGUAAAGUAGUUUUAGCAAUCUCACCAGUUUAGUGUGUUUUGUUGAUGGUUUCAGGUGCUUUCCCAUAAAGUAUUUUAAAAAUUGUAGCUGUAGACAUUUCAGGUGUGUUUUCACGGUAAUCCAUGAAAUACUGGAGCUAGUUAUAAAAUUGUCUAAAAUGUUACUUGUAGAAUAAAUAAAGUGAACAUGAAAUUUUCAUGAAAACAAUACUUUUUAUGUUUUUGAAUGCAUAGAAACAAACCCUCAAUGUGUUCAUUUUCAGUGGGAUAGAUUUUUAAUAGGUCUUUUCCAUCUUGAACUUCCUUAAGAUACUCUGAAAGUUUAUAUAACUGAAAUUUGGGGGCAUCCUUAUUAAUGACCUCAGCCUGACUCUUAAAAGUAGUGCAAGAAGUUUCUUCUGUUUGGAACAGCAGCCCUUUUUUCCUAAUUGAAGGAGCUAUUCAGAAAACCAUUCAGAGAUAAGCACAGCAUACUUACUGGUAAAACUAUUUAAAAAACUCUGCUCUAAUGUAAAUAUUCUUGUAUACACAAAUCACAUUGAAAGAAAAAAAGCAACUUUGAAAAUGUGGGUAAAAACUCAAGUGAUUUGUAUGUGGUCCCUUGCAUGGAGAAUACAAUGCUCAUAAUAAGAAGUAUGAGAUUCAAAAGGAACUGGACUGUGUUACUACAUACACAUGUGGAUUUUUCCAUUUGGUUGGGUAAAUGAUUUGUCUAGAACUUCCAUUGUUCCUCGAUUUACUAGUGUGCUUUUAUGUCUCAAUUUCUGUAGAGUAAAGCAUAGCUGUAUAAUUUGAUUGAAUUUACAUGCUAACUGUAUGCAGGACGUUAAGUGCUUGACUUGAAAGAAUUGCAGUGAGAAUAAAGAUACUGUUCUUGACUUUAAGUAAAAACUGCAUAGAUCCUUGAACAGGAAUAAGUGUGGAAGGUUCUGUAUGUAACUUGAACAAAAAAUGGGAGAGAGGGAAUAAAGUAACGUAAUAAAAGUGAGAAAAGUGUGGUUUAAUUUUAUAUCUACAGCAGAUUCACAGAAAUAACUUUAAGUCUUGUUCUACAUGAAAACCACAAAGCAACUAAUUUUUAAUAGAUGUGGAAAUACCAGUUACAUUCAUGUCUUGGAUUUUUGGAACUGAAUUUAGUUUUGUGCAGGUGGCCAAAGAAUAGCAGAAAAAGUGAAAUGAAUGAAUGUUUUAAAAAUAUUUUAAAAUUCUUGGGUUGUAUGGUGGGAUCACUGCAGUUGGAUAUAUCUCUUCUGUGUUGUUUUUUGUGGCUGAAUACAGCAACCGUAUACAGCGUACACACACCAUGUAAGUAUGUAACAGCUGAUUUUAAGGUUGCUAGCCUCUCAUCAAACUAGUGAGAAUCCAGUCUUAAACCUGAGUGCAUCAUAGACAGAGAUGCACCAAACAGAAGACCAUCAUAAAGGAAAAUGAAAUAAUACAUAUCUAUUACUAGUAAUAGGAUGGGAUUAAGGUAUUUUAAUUAAUUUUUUGCCUUAAUUCACUGUAAUAAAUUUUUUGUGUGUGUGACAGGGAAACUAAUUUUAUUAUCAGUUAAAGAUAAAGAAAGGAAGAAAAAAAUCCCCAACAAAACGCCUCUCCCAAAGAAAUCCCCAAACCUUAAAUACCUCAGUGUACAACACAAACCCAAGCAAAAUGUGUUUUCCCACUUUAAAUAAAAAUGUAUACUUAAGCAAGGUGGAAGAGAAAAUAAAUCUAAAAAGAUGUAAAAACCAAAAGGGUUUGCUGUAAUUUUUUUUUGCAUCUGUUAGCUCUUGAUGUUCUGGUCAUUGUCAAGUGUUGCUUUUUUAAAAAAAAAGUUCCAUUACUGUUCAUUAUUUGUUAUAAAAGGAUUUAUUCUACUAAAUUUAUUUAUUGUUACUAAGUUUUCGAUAUUUUUAUAUUGUGUAAAAUUGCAUUAAAAAACACUGCAUAAACCAGCUAUUGCAGUACUGUAGAAUGCAGUCUUUGAACUGCUAGUUGAAUUGAUCUUCCAGGCUGCUUACAAAUGUUUUAAUUAUUUUUAUGCUAAUGGGAAUUUUAAAUAUUUAAAAUAAUCCAGUACAUGCCUUACUGCAGAUUUAAAUAGCCUUUUGCCCUCCUUGCUGCUUGGUCCUGCUCCCUCUGUGUCCCCAGGCAGGAAACACAGGUAAAGGCAGGUAAAAGAGACUCUGUGAGAAUUAUUGAUUCUGCUCAUUUCAGUGUGGAAGGAGAGAAGAGCAAGAAGGGACAGUAGAGCAAGACUCUUCAUACCUAUGCAUCCAUGGGGUAAUUAGUGCUACAGACACAGAACAUAGUUCAAUAAAUGUUCUCAUUAAGUGAGUUGGGAAGAAAUACAUAGCCUAGAACAAAUGGGUAAGAAGUGUGUCAAGGAGUUGAGAUGUCUGAAUAACAUGGUUAUGGUUACAUUCUUGGUGAUAGUUGGGCCAAGAGGGCGAGUAUUUCAAGUGGUGAAGAAAAAAAAUGUCCUCUAAAAUGUUGAGCCAAAUUUUAUGUGAGCUUGAUCUGUCUGUUCACUUUCUGCAGUUACCAAGGUUACAUGCAAGCCAGUAAAAAAAAUGGAAAAUAGUGUUCUUCGUGAUUUCUCCAGGAGAAAUGAUAUACACAGUUGCUUUAAAAAGAAGCAAGACUAUUCACAUGUACUUUUUCUUUGAAGAAAAUAUAAAACUGCCAUUACAAAGAUGGGAAAAACAGUCUUUUAAAGUGCUAACCUUCAUUCUUUGACCUGAUAACCCUGUGUUGUUCCAUAUAUUAUGUUCUGCUUUUAAGGGAGAGAGCAUGUGAAAGGUAAGCCACAGCUGCAGUUUUAAUCAACUUCAAAUAAAAAGCUUUCCCCAGAAGACACACCUGUAAUAAUGAAACAGUAGUUCAUCUUCAGUUUUGUUUCAGUGUGGAACAUUGUGUUUCUAGAACUUAGCACUGUACCAGUUCCAGUUCCACAUCUGACAUUUUCAGAACCAGAGCUGUGCCAAAUCAUACAAAUAAAGUUUUUUCCUUAGUGUGUGAAGAGUACAAUUACUGCAAUUCAAAAACUGAAUGUUCAAGAGUUUUGAAAGAAAGUGUAUGGAAGAAUUGUCACCUAUUGAAUUGUUGGUUUAAAAGUGAAAAUUGUCAACUUGGCAGCAGGGAUGGUUGUACUUCUAACAUUAUUUUAGGCUAUGUGUCAGUUUAUUAUUGCCAUGUUAUACUUUGUGUAGUUUUUGUAAUACCACUUAAUGCAUGUUUGACGUUUUUCUUGCACACUUGUUUAGUUUCAUAUAUUAUUCACACUGAUGAAUACAACUGUCUGUAAAUGGGGGGUACCAGAGCAUUGUUUAGUAUUAUGUAACUUGUUUAGGAGGGUUUUUCAUUUAUAAGCUUGUUUUCUGUCUUGUGUUUACUGUGGAUGUUCUGAGCAAAAUGGACCUUUUCUACUUUAUGUGGGGAAAAAGUAGCAAGUAAUGAAAAAUUGGUUAUUAGGAAAGUAAAUAGAAAUCCUGGAUGCUUCUUACUGUUUCUAAAAUGACAGCUGAUUCAGAAGAAUAAAAUGACUUGGUAUACUUUCUGCAUGAUUCUUCUAGACUUUUCCCUGAUUACAGCACACUUAAGGAUCAUUAUUCAAGGUUGCAAACAAAAUGUUUAAUUUCUGUCUGGUUUUAAUCCUAACUGUGUUUACAAGACAGUAAAUUAAACACAAAUGUCUCAAUGUUUGCUCUGAAUAGUACUCUUAACUCCCCAAGUUGUAUUAAACAUAAGGAAAAAUAAUUUGUUUGAGUUUCAUAGUUUUCAAAUACUGGAUUAGCCAGUCCCCUGGGGGGUGCAGUGGGGGUGGAGGAAGUACAGAUUUGUGGAGAAAUCAUACUCCAGUUUUCAGUUGCAUUAUGUUCCUGGCAUGCAUUUUUUACUCUUUACAUUGGGCCCAUUUGUUACAAAGAUUUAAAAAGAAAUAUAAUUUAUCAUAUUUCAUCCAGUUAUAAGUUCAUUGGUACAUUGUAAAAAUCAGAAUUGGUUAGUUUAGGCACUUUUACUUUACUGGAGAUCAUGGCAUGUAGUAUAGAUAUCUGAAAUAGGGUAAUUCAAGUGUUGGUAGUUACUGGUGAUAUGUUGUUGUGCCAUUAAGCCUGGAUAAAAGCUGAUACAUUCUGAGCAUAACAAUGUCUUAAAACUUGGUGCCCAGACCCUUGAUGCUGAACUUGCAUUUCUGCUUUAUUGCUGUGAUAAUCACAAAAAUACAGGUUAUAUGAAGGAGGGUAAAGAAUUGAUUAUGGUGUGUUGCUUGGUUUUGAGGUCUUGUGUGGGAAAACUGGUAUUGUAGAAUCUUCUUUAUAUGAUUGCUUCAAAUUCUACUUUUUUUUUUUUUUUAACUGUCUUGUAUAUUUAAAACUGUCCAGUGUGAAGGAAGCCAAAUGAUGUAUCUUAAAAGAAUGUGGGAAAACUUUUUCACUAGAGGUCUUACUUGAGCUCUAAAUCAUUUACUGGUUUGACACUGAGGACUUAACUCUAACCUUUACACUAUAAUUAUAUUGAAAAUUGUUCAAGCUUCUGCCAAGCUUUAGAAGUGAUCUGAGGAUGUAAGGUGACAUGCUCACUGUAGGAUUGGGCCAAAUUAUUGAUAUUUGAUGCUUGUCACCAGCCUGCUCUGGUUAUCCUAAUAUAUUCCUUUUAGGAUUUUGUUUCCUUUUCUGUACUCUAGAUUUUCUUUUGUUAUAAAAGGCUUUAUGUUUUCCUGAUGAUAUGGAAGAUAUGAGCUGUAUGAAACUUUAUUUGGGGGUUCUAAUACUGAACUUUAUGGAAAUGGUUUAAAGCAAAGGAAAGAUGUCAGAUGCACAGUAAAAACCAGUUCUAUCUAGGAUUUGACAAGUUGUUACAUACCUCUUCAUAUGUGUUUUGUUAGUAUGUAUCAUGUAUGUUUUCUUAACCUGUUGUGCCUUUAAAAUGGAUUUAUGUCUUUCUAAGGGGGCAAAAAAUUUUGUUCUGGAUUAAUUUAAUUUCAUUGUUUCUCUUUUCUGUAAUUUCUCAAUAAUGAAGUGACAGAGUGCAUGAGAACUUAAUAGAUAGUUACUUUUUCUGAACUCACAGAUGUGUGCAAAUACUAAUACAGAAAAGUAAAAGUAGGUAAGUGCUCUUAAUGGAUUUAGAGAUAGGGGGAUACUAUUGUGGAAGAGCAGGAAAACGUGGUUUUAUCUCAUCUUUCACUUUUCAGCUUUUAAUAAUUUGGGAACUGCCAUAGGAUUAAAAACCCCAAAUACGACUCUUAUAAACUUCAUCUAAAAUUCUUAAAUGCUGUUUCAGAGUUAUGCUAUAAACAAAACUAAUUCAGUGUAAACAUUCAAAUAAAAUACAUGCUUUAAUGGGAAAAGUAAUUCUGAAAGCCUGUGUUUUAUUAAGAAGAGUAAUGUUAUUGGGGAGUUGGGUGUAUUUUCUCUUAUCUUUACUUUUUGACUAUGUAACCUUAAAGGAAUAGAGGUGAAAUUAAUGACAUGCAGAAAAAGGCUAAAUAUACAGGCUAAAUAAAAUUUCUUGGGAAAGGACUGAAGUUCAAAUAUGUGUAACUUAAGUAUCAGUGCUUCCAGUAGAGGACUUCUGUCACAAGUUUAAGAGAGCUUCUGCUUAGAAAUAGGUGCUGCCAAAUCUGGUCCUGCUCUUAUGGCAGGAAAAUGUCAUCUUUGCCUUGAUUGUGACAAACCAAGAAUAGGAUUAUAAGGAUAUAAGUUUAUUAAGAACCUAGUUGUCUUGCCACAGUGAUAAAUUUGAAUGGCUAAAGAGUCAGCAUCUUAGGUAAGUUUGUCUGCUGAGUUGGUGCAUGUACAGCUGCAUGAUUGCCACAGCCUUCCCAGGACCUGGAAUAUGGUAGUGCCUUUGGUUGUUUCAGCAGUUGCUUCAUGUGCCUCAGUUAAUGAAGUUCAUUUAUGGCUGCACAGAUUCUUUUCAAAGUCAUCUUUUCUGCUGAGCAAAUUCUCACAGGUAGUGACAGCCACCGCAGUUGUGGGUUGAGAGUGGCGCUGUCAUGGGGUGCUUAAAUCAGCACUUGUUCCUACCAGCUGCAGUCAGCUUAGUUUAUACUUGUUCAGUCAUUACAGUGCACUUCCAAAUACUACUUUUCAUUAAUGAAAGUUGUGUUCUCAAUGAGGUACUGAUCUGAGCAAGUUUGAGUAGAGACUUAAGAAAAUACAGAAAAUACAAACUAGUUACAUUUGUACUGUCAAUGAGACAAAUUCCUUUAAUUCUAGGUGUGUUACAGAAAAUUCAUCAUGUGGAUGGUUCCCUAAGUUUGUAAUAAAGGUACUUGGAUUUUGUUCUGUUUUCUGAAGUUCAUCUUUAAACUGUUUGGACGUCUGCAUUUAUUUUAGCUUUCACAGUUUGAUGUAAACUAGAGUCCCUCAAACUUAAUGCAUAAAUAUUUCCUGUCAGGGCAUACUCAUCAGUCAGGUGCUGAUCAGAUGCAAGAUUUUGCAGAGUCCAGAAUGAAAGUAAGUGUAUAAGUUCUUAAAUAAGAUGGAAGUAAAGUUAUGAGAAGACCAGAACAAGAUUGAACAGAAUAGGAGAGCAAACUGCUCUGAAGGUGGUCCGUAAAAAGUAGUGCAAAAGAAUCUGAUAACAAGUACAUGUUCUGUUAAUCUUUCAAAGAAAUGGAUGCAUCAGGAUGCAGAACUUCAGUUUGAAAUGCAGACUUCUUUGGAGAAGUUGCUGCUUGCUAAAGUGGAGUUUCUUUUUCAGGACGUUGCAAGUAAUGUUUGUAGUGUAUUAGAAUGGAUGUUUUUUACUUGUGUACAUCAAAAGUCACAAACAGGUAACUGAAGUUACAACUUUUAUGUUUUAGUCUCUGUGUGUAACCAUUUUCUCAUUAAUGUGUUGAUAUUUACAAACUUGGCACCCAAGAUAAUUUUGAUAGUUUGUUUGUAAAUCAGUAUUUUUAAUGUGAGAAUUACAGGCAAGCUUGCAUCUUGAAAUCUGGAUGAGCUAUGAUGAAAAACAGUACCAGCAAUCAGUCUCUUUGAUUAAAAGUAUUUAGUUUUGAAUAUGAUGCCAAGUUACUGCCUUUGUAUAUAAGAUGAUAUCAAAAGGGAGGUCCUGACUUCUCACACUGUGGUCUUGGCCUAAUCCUGUGCAAAGGAGUGUCAUCACUGAGGCCUUUACUUUGCUUUCAGUUGGAGAAAAUGGUAAUCAACUGGAGUGACUUUAUGGGGGGGUAUAUGGUGGAAUGGUAAAUAGUAUUCCUGACACUCACUAAGAUGCCUGAUCUGUAAUUCAGACUUGAAAUUAUUUCUAAUAUAGUGCUUUUCAGUCUUCUGCCACAAGGUGUUCACUUUGCUCUAUGUAUGACAGCUGAGCUUAAAGCUUUUUAAAAAUAUUUGAUAGUAACUUAGCUGUUUCACUUUGGGUAGGAAGAAUAGCUUUUAUCUUGCAGGUAGUAGUGACUUCUACUAAAAUAAGGAAUGCUGUACAUAGAAUUUACAGCAUUCUAGGGUACUAUAAAGCUGAAAUAGAUCCUAAUAGUGCAGCAUCAGGAAUAUGUCCAGUUGUGCAAGGAAAGGACAAAGAGCCAAAUUUGAGUCCCAGCUUGCCAGGCAGAGAGUAGCAAAUAGAGAAAUGAUUCCUUUAUUCAACAUUGCUUUGUGGGUUUUUUCAGAAACAGGUAAGUCUAUGUCAGUAUACCAAUAUGGAGUUGAACAUUUGCAGGAUACCCUGCAGUUUAUUAAUGCCGUUUGUUGUCUUUGUCUUGAGAUACAGAUUCCAUUUCCUGUAUUUCAAAUCUAAUGUAAGAUUUUCUGUUUUCUACCAAUUAUGAUUUUAUUAUGGUGGAAGCCAGAAGUUGAUAUUCUGCAUUUGUUAGAGAGUAAUCUGUGAUGGAAGUUGUCACCUAGUAGAGUUAGUACAGGAAGGAAAUUACUUAAUUGCACAAAGAAUCACAGAUCUUUUGAUGGGAUCAGAAGCAAUGGGUACACACACAGGGGAUUACUUCUGAGCAUCAGGAAACAUUUUUAGGGUGAGGUGUGACCAAGCACUGGCACAGGCUGCCCAGACAGGUUGCAGAGUCUCCAUUCUUGGAGAUUCUAUAAGCCAUCUGGAUGUGGUCUUGGGCACUGGCUCUAGGUGGCCCUGCCUGAGCAGAGGAGUUGGACCAGAUGAUCUCUAGAGAUCCCUUCUGACAUUAAAGGGACAUUAACAAGUCCAUGAUUCUGUCAUUUAAGCAAAACUUUGAAUUUAUUAAACUUUAUAUGAAUGAAUUAACAGUUAAACCCUAUUACAUGCUUAGGUAUUUGAAUCCUUCCUUACUAGGUUUCAUUUCAAUGUAGAUGUAUGUACUGGGUAGUAUUGUUAAAUUUUACAUUUUCAAAUGAAGCAUGCCAAAGAAGAAAGCUCUUGGAGUGCAUGAGUUGUUGUUAAUAAAGACUGUGUGUCCACGUCUUGCCCUGCCCUUCCCCCAGCACAGUCUUACGGCUUCAGAGAUUUUAGCCCCACAAAGAUAAUCAGUUCUGCUGUCAUUAUUUUGGAAGAGGAGGUUAGGACACUGGCCUAACUUGGCACCUGCUGCAAAAAUGACAGGUAAGGAACCUUACAGGAGGGAAUGGGGAGCAUUGUGUGAAGUCCUGUAAAGCAGAAUUGCAAACACUUCAGAAGCUGUGUAUUAGUGAGUUUUACAAUUCCUUAGGAGUACUGUUGUUUUUUUAUUUUUUUAAUUGGAGAAAAUUGGACUAUGCACAGUAUAGGAAGUUUUAUGUGAAACUAGAUGCCCCUUUAGGUUUUGGAAGAUAGAAAAUGUCCUCAAACUAGUGAGGUCAUCACUACUAUAUAUAAGAAUUAUUCUAUAAUACAAAGCUUAUGCUGAUUUUCUGUAGUCUUAAAACUAAUAUAUGAGAAAACUGUCUCUUAGGCUUUGCAUAUGCACAUUCUUGCUACUUUAAAACAAUUUUAAAUAUUUUUGAAAUAAAAAAAUGAGUCUUACUAGAGGUAUGCCUAUUUAAACAUCCCUAAAAUCUUAGUGGUUCUCUUAACUCCUUGCAUAAGUUUAUAUUUGUUUGCAUUGUGUGUAGCAUAAUGGUAUCCUGACUUCUCUUAAAGUAGUAGAGCUGUACUGAGAUCCUACUUAACUCUGUGCUAGGUGUGCUGGUUUGAUGAUAUCUUGUUUACAGCAGACUUUUCUAAAUCUCUGUCUGUGAUAGGUGACCUCAGAGUUUCCAGAACCUGGCAGAACUGUCUCGUGAAAUUUUAACUGUAGCUUUCAGUGCCAAGUGCAGCAUUUUCAGAUGCUUUUAAUCUGUCAGGUUUCUGAAGUUUUCUUUGUGAAGUCACACCUAUACAUCAUUAUUUCAAGGUGAAACAGAUGAUGAGGGUUAGAAGUUAUUCUCUUGUUCCUUCAACAGUUUUGUACUUUUUAGCUGUUCAUUAUAAAGUAUCACAAAAUGCUCAGAACUUCAUAUCUGUGUAACCUGUCAUGUGAGUUCUGAAUGGAGAAAAUAACACCAUUGGAUAUUUUUCCAAGUUGCUCAGCAUGAACACAGUCAUUGAAAGUAAAAAUCGAAAUAUUGAAAGAUAUUUCUGCUGCUUUAAUUACAACAUUUGUAAAAUAGGUAAUUAUGAAAAAUCAGUGAUGAGCCAGCUAUUCUGGUUUCUCAGCUUGAAAUGGGAGAAUCAUAGAGGGGAGGGGGCUGUAGUAAAAAGUACAGGAUUUAGUUGCUGUUUCAUAGCAACAAUGAAUGACUUAAUGAUUUGGACUACUGUCUCACAAUGCAUAAAGUUUUGCAAAAAAAUAUAAUAUGUGUAUAUCUAUCUAUCUAUCUAUCUAUCUAUCUAUCUAUCUAUCUAUCUAUCUAUCUAUCUAUCUAUCUAUAACACCCACUUGAGGCUAUUGUGUCUUGCAUCUAGGAAUACCUUGCAAAUGAACAAUUUAAUUAAUUUUAUGAAGUGCUUACAAAUUUUAGUGUCUUUGAAUUCAGACCUUGCUGAAGCUGUACCAAUGAAAACUUUUGUAUCUUCUGUUUAAAUGC
Messenger RNA from Serinus canaria (Common canary), 16191 nucleotides. It is a transcript of the gene PSPC1, whose product is annotated as paraspeckle component 1. The coding region runs from base 116 to 1699 and encodes 527 amino acids. Gene Ontology annotation, biological process: regulation of DNA-templated transcription. The transcript is spliced from 9 exons. Gene Ontology annotation, cellular component: nucleus. Gene Ontology annotation, molecular function: RNA binding. NCBI's taxonomy places the organism in Eukaryota, Metazoa, Chordata, Aves, Passeriformes, Fringillidae. The record is from RefSeq and is a predicted model, not a curated record.